AUUCUGGUUCAAACAUGAAAAAUCGGGUUCAAUAAGUAAAGAAAAUAUUAUGUGAAGGCUCAAGCCGUAUUGAAACUUCCUAGACAAAUCUGAUAGUCUAUCUUUGCGCUGAGAUGGAAUUUGACACUAAAACUCCUCCAUACUUGACAAGCGACAAGUCAUCCUUCGCCUAUAUAUCUGCUCGAGAUAGAUGGCCAGUCAUAGUAACGCAAGCUAUAGAUGAUUUAUAUCGCUCUGUCUCCCAGUGCGAAGAUUCUGAAAAGCGGGAUGAAGGGAAGAAAAUUGUAGAAGAGCUGUCUCGGCUCAAAUAUGAGCUCCAGCACGACCGACAACUCACACCGAUAAGAGACGACGGUGGCGCUGACGUAGCCCUAUACAACACCGAGUUGGAGCAGUUGGGAACGCCCAGUUGGUUUAAUAUUCCAUGGCUCUUUUGCGAGUGCUACCUCUACAGGCGUCUUAACACCUCCUUUAGACUAUCUACGCAUUGGAAGACUUAUGAUGUGUUCUAUCGCCAAAAAAUCAAGACAUUCCGGUCGUCAAGGCCUGCCGUAAUCGAACUCGCUGCUCGAUAUAGGGACUUGGUAACCCAAAUUGGCCAGAAUAAGAAGACUGGCACCGAGCACGACGAAGCACAAAAGAUCCUAUUCUUCGAGAUGUGCGAGAUCUGUUUGUGGGGAAACGCUACCGACCUAUCUCUCCUGACUAGUCUCACAUACGAGGAUAUUCAGAAGCUGCAAGGAUCUGAAGCUAGGAAAGCUUCCGAGAAGAACAUUCUUGUCAAUGACCUAGCAGCUACGUAUGAGGUGUUGAAGAAGGCUAAGAACGAAGGCAAGAAGGAGCGCCGGGUGGAUAUUGUGCUAGACAACGCCGGAUUUGAGCUAUAUGUCGACCUUAUCUUGGCCGGGUAUCUGUUAUCAUCUGGGCUCGCUACACUCGUAGUUUUGCAUCCGAAGUCGAUCCCCUGGUUUGUGUCAGACGUCCUACCGGCCGAUUUCGCCGCUCUCCUUAGUGCUCUAGCCGACCCCAAGCGGUUCUACGAGACACCAUCGGAUGAUGAGAAGUUGCAAGACACGAUCCCCCCGCCAUUGCCCGAAAAGGACGCUGCGGACCUUGGCUUCCUUUUCCAGGAGUGGGCGCGCAUGCACGCUGAAGGACAGCUUAUCAUGAGACCAAAUGCCUUCUGGACCCAUCCUGGCAGUUACUGGAGACUCCCGUUUAUGGAAAAGGAUUUAUACGACGAUUUGAAGACGAGUGAAGUAGUCAUAUUCAAGGGCGACCUGAAUUAUCGGAAGCUCACCGGCGAUGCCGCAUGGGAUCCAUCGACACCGUUCGUCGAAGCUAUCGGGCCCCUUGGCCCUGGUUCCGGAGUCAAUGUUCUGGCCCUCCGAACGUGUAAAGCCGAUGUCGUCGUGGGAUUGAAGCCGGGACAAGAUGAAGAAAUCCGAGCGACAGAGGGUGACAGCGAUGAUAACGGCGCUAGGAAAUGGGCAUGGAGUGGCAAGUGGGCAGUUGUGUCUUUCUCGGAGGGCAAAUGAUAAUCUCGUGUUUCCGGAAAAUCUCAGCUGAUAAGACUUAUACCUGAUAGACUGCUACAACUUUGCUGGCCCGGCCGAGAGCCACGAACGUCUUGUUCUCCCAUUAAUGAUUAGUUGCCCAGGUAGAAAUAUGGUGGAAAGUCAUAUUCCAAUACUGAUGUUUAUGUAUGAAACCCCAAUCCGUCCCGUCCCGUUGAUCGUUGACGACCCAAGUAGCCGCAACUG
Annulohypoxylon truncatum is the source of this 1763-nucleotide messenger RNA. Its product is annotated as DUF89-domain-containing protein. The coding region runs from base 114 to 1538 and encodes 474 amino acids. Gene Ontology annotation, cellular component: nucleus; cytoplasm. Lineage: Eukaryota; Fungi; Ascomycota; Sordariomycetes; Xylariales; Hypoxylaceae. The transcript has 6 exons. Gene Ontology annotation, molecular function: phosphatase activity. Gene Ontology annotation, biological process: DNA damage response. The record is from RefSeq and is a predicted model, not a curated record.